Molecule: messenger RNA, 2013 nt
Organism: Somion occarium
Lineage: Eukaryota; Fungi; Basidiomycota; Agaricomycetes; Polyporales; Cerrenaceae
Source: the annotation of a GenBank genome assembly
GGAGGAACUUGCGUGUUCCUCCCAUGUGUCCUCCAUGAGUUCGACAUAGCCCUAUCGCAAGCUUCGAGAUCGAUGCAGAAGAGCGUCAGUGCUCGCGGCCUCCCAGCGUACACGACGUGUACUCCAGAGCAAGCCCAGGAAUACGCAGAACAAACCCGACAGGGCCACCGGAACCUUCUCUCAUACGAGAUAUUUUGGCGUGAAAGUUAUCGCUUUCUCGAAAACAGGGUAUGUACUAAGACCUCGAUUGAAACCCCGCCGGGUCCCUUCAUGGCUGGGAACGAAUCGUGAUCCCGACUUCUAAUUUGUAGAAGAUCAAAGUCAUAGAUGCAACGCACGCAUCCGAUGGCACUCGCUUGAUGAUCAAAUCGGUAUCGCGCAUCAACAACGAAAUCCCCAUUACUCGCCUUCUAUCAUCGAAAGAGCUAUUAGCUGAUACAUGCAAUCACUGUGUGCCAGUUUUAGACGUCUUGAACGACCCCUUUGAUCUCUUAGAAGUUCUGAUGGUAAUGCCAUAUCUGCGACCAUUUGACGACCUUGAGUUCCAGACUAUUGGCGAGGUGGUAGAUUUUGUCUCUCAGACACUCGAGGGAUUAUAUUUUAUCCAUCGCCAAGGUGUUACACAGCGCGAUUGUGCUGCUGCUAACAUAAUGAUGGACAGCGGACCACUGUUCCCUCCAGGACACCAUCCUGUACAAUUAGAUUACACCCCUGACGGUGUCUCUUAUACUUCCUGUUUCAUGCGGAACCAAAGGCCAGUUCGCUACUACUUCAUCGACUUCGGCCUGUCCUCCUAUUUCAAACCUGGCGAAGUUCUCUUAGCCAUUGGAACUAAAGGCAGAGACAAGGAGCCGCCAGAACGUUCAGAUACGCGUCCUUACAACCCCUUUCCUCUUGAUAUUUUCAUUCUCGGCAACGUGUAUCUGAAGGAUUUGUGCAAAGAUAUGACGGGCUGGACCUUCUCGAGCCUCUAAGUAUCACCAUGCUCGGCAUCAGCCAGAACGACGCCCCACGGCCCAAGCUGCAUUUCAAACCUUUCAAGACGUCCUCGCUGGGUUGAACGAAUCUACUCUACGGUGGAGGCUCCCGUAGAGAGUCUAUACCCGAACGGGUUGUAUAUGAUACGGUGGCUGCCGCUCGUGAGGGUCUGUAUAGAUUGAGACGUCUAAUGGAUCGAUAACUCCCGACCCUGUACCCCAUCGUUUCGCUUUCGCCAUGCUCAAGUUGCUUCAGGUUAUCGCCGGUGUACUCCCCAGUGUGCUGUACCGACUACAUAAAUUGCAAGAUCAUCUCGCUUGUCCGUCCAUGCUGAGUGCUACUCGUAUGACAGAGUCAGGGAGAUGGCAAGUUGCAAUCAAACAACGCGUACACUGGCGAUCGAACUGGCGAUCUUCCGAUCACGAUCGUGGAAAUUCGAGGCUGUAGUCUGCCUGCCUGCAGGCAGAGCUUGCGCGCUUGAGCUUUCUGGAACAUACAGCCUCAGCAGCUUUCAUUCAGGGUCGAUAACACCCCUACUGAUAUUACCCGCCUCGUGUUCUCAACUACAAGCCUACUUGCAGCUUUCGUCUGAUUUCUAGGGGUUUCCUAAGAUCGAAUGUUCCACUGACUGUUGUCCCUGCAUCAGCAGGCAACCCUCCGAGUUAGCGUAGGCUCUCAAUCCUGGUAUCCUAGUAUGACAUUUAGUCCACACGUAUCCGUGACAAGAUGCAAUAGUAGCUCAGCUAGUACGUGCGUUGUUGAUAUCAUCCCUGAUGCCCUUAUUGACAUAUAUGAGUAUAUCGGUUGCCAUCGACAUUUGGAAAGGGAUAAGUCAACAACACACCAAAUACGGAUGAGAUAAAUAAGCAAGCGGAGGAACACAGCAGAUUGACACUAAUGAUACAAGCCGACGAAGAAAACAAUGAGCAGAGCGUCAUCGAAAUUAAACGAAGCAAUUCAGAAGUAGCUCGAGGGACACUUGUAAAGCAGAGAAAACAAAACAGCAAUCAGACAGCAUAAAUGAGAGCGAAAAAC